Messenger RNA from Ostrea edulis (European flat oyster), 4388 nucleotides. RefSeq names its product WD repeat-containing protein 19-like. Gene Ontology annotation, cellular component: intraciliary transport particle A; cilium. Bases 128 to 4171 code for a protein of 1347 amino acids. The transcript is spliced from 34 exons. Gene Ontology annotation, biological process: cilium assembly; intraciliary retrograde transport. Lineage: Eukaryota; Metazoa; Mollusca; Bivalvia; Ostreida; Ostreidae. The record is from RefSeq and is a predicted model, not a curated record. Gene Ontology annotation, molecular function: protein binding.
UCAACACAGCAGGUACCAAGUACGCAUGCGUGAAAUUCCGCUUUCUUGUUUCCAAGACUGAUGAGCCCGAAAAGAUAAAAUAGGAUAUAUGCUUAUGAAGUACUUAGUUUAUAAGUAAAGCGAAAGGAUGAAGAGGGUUUUCAGUUUGAGCAACAAGAACUUUGGUGGUCAUGGAACGAUAACGUACAGCUGGCAAAAAGCUUUGGGAAACUACCUGGCAACAACAGGAGCUGACCAUAUCAUCAGAAUUUAUGACAGACAUGGAGAUCUCAAGGAAGAAAUCAACUUACCAGGACUGUGCACCGGUUUGGGAUGGGACAAGGAUGGAGAUACACUUGCGGUUAUCAAUGACAAGAACGGAGUGGUCACGCUUUGGGAUGCUAACACAAUGAGAACCAGUCAAUUAGAUAGUGGCCUCAGAGAUCAACUCACAUUUCUAUUGUGGGCCAAAGCUGGACCAUAUCUGGCAAUUGGAACAUUCAAAGGAAACCUUAUGAUCUACAACCAUCAGACCUCUAGGAAGGUUCCCAUUCUGGGAAAACACACACGCCGUAUCACCAGCGGGUCAUGGAGUAACGAGAAUCUGUUGGCUCUGGCCAGCGAUGAUAACACGAUAUCCAUCAGUAACAUAGAGGGCGAUACGAUCAGGCAGACCUCGGUCAGAGCCAAUCCUCAGAACGUCCUGUUCUCGGAGAUGAAGGGAGACGAGCGCAGUCAGAUGGGAGAAAACACGGUCAGUGUGGUGAUUGGCAAGAAGACUUUAUUUUUGUACAACUUAAACGACCCAGAAAAUCCCAUAGAGCUAGCCUUCCAGCAGAGAUACGGAAACAUCAUCUCAUACAAAUGGUAUGGAGAUGGAUAUAUAAUGAUCGGAUUUUCACACGGAUAUUUCGUUGUCAUAUCCACUCACAUGAAGGAAAUUGGACAGGAACUGUUUCAAGCUCGAAACCACAAAGACAAUCUGACGUGUAUUGCUAUUUCGACUUCGCUCAAUAAGGCCGCGUCCUGUGGUGAUAACUGCAUCAAGAUCCAUGACCUUUCUGACCUUAAGGAGAUGUUUGCCAUUAUCAACAUGGAGGAUGAGCGUGGCCUGGAUGUUUUGAACUGGUCUGAUGACGGUCAAUUACUGGCCGUGUCCACUCAGAAGGGGAACCUCCACAUCUACCUGACCAGGCUACCCAUGCUGGCUUCUGCCCACCAAACUCGUAUAGCUCACCUGACCUCACUGCUGGAGGUCACCAUUGAGGACAAUGUGCAGCAGGACCAGCCUCUGACGAUUCCAAUAGAUGUGGAGCCCACCUUUAUCGGGAUCGGUCCGUAUCACCUGGGAUGUGGGAUGAACAACCGUGCCUGGUUCUAUCUUUUGGGAGAUGCAGGCAUUGAGAGACUGAAGGACAGAGAAUACUUGGGGACGGUCAAUCACAUCUGUCUAAAUGCUGACUAUGCUGCUGUAGGUUUUGAGGGAAAAGUCCAGCUUCACAUGAUUGAGGGAGAAACAGCAGGAACAACAGAUGAGCGGGAGACUCGAUUGUUCCCCGAGUCGAGUCAGGACGACUCGCGAGUCACAUGUCAUGAUCUCACCAAUGACUUCCUCAUCUAUGGAACUGAUAAUGGAGGAAUCAACUACUUUUACGUAGAGGACUGGAAUUUUGUGAAUGAGUUUCGCCACGUGGUAGGAAUUCGGCGGAUAUUUCCUGACCUGGGUGGAACACGGCUGGUGUUUAUCGAUGACAAGAGUGAUGGAUUUGUCUAUAACCCCGUCAAUGAUCAGGUUAUAGAGAUCCCAGAAUUCUCUUCCACUACUAAAGGUGCAUUAUGGGAAAACUGGGCUGGUGAAAAGGGAGUGUUCAUUACUUACGAUGACGAGAAGAUUUACACCUACCUGUACUGCAGAGAAUCCACCAAGGGCCCUGUAGUGGAAUAUGUGGGAGAUUCCAAACUUCCGUACGGAAUGGUCCCCAUCAUGCUUUACAAUGGGGAGAUAACUCUACAGACACAGAGCGGUCGUGUACAGACCCAGAUUUUGGACACCCACACAGCGUUGUAUACUGAAAAUAUUGAGGACAUGAGCCAGGAGGAGGUAAAGAAUGGACUGAAACAGAGCAUUGCUAUCAGGAGGUUCAAAGAAGCCUGGAGUUUCUGCGAGAAUUUGAACGACAUGGUUGCCUGGUUACAGCUUGGACAAGCUGCCAUGCAGGCUAUUGAGAUAGACUAUGCCAUUAGAGUAUAUCGCGAGAUCGCAGAUGUUGGCAUGGUGACCUCUCUUCAACAAGUCAAGCACCUAGAAGAUAAGAACUUGUUGUCUGGGUACAUAGCCAUGUUUUUGGGAGAAUUCAACUUAGCUCAGGAUUUGUUCCUGGCCUCCAGCAAACCACUGGCUGCUUUAGAGAUGCGUCGUGACUUGCUACACUGGGACAGCGCUCUCCAGCUGGCUAAAGCCCUGGCCCCGGAACAGAUCCCCUAUAUCUCGCGUGAGUACGCUCAGCAGCUGGAGUUCACUGGGGACUAUAUGACUGCACUGUCUCACUACGAGAAGGGCGUGACUCGAGAAGAGAAGGAUCGGGAACACGAUGAAGUGUGUGCUGCUGGGAUAGCUCGCAUGUCGAUCAGAAUGGGUGACAUCAGAAGGGGUGUUUCUAUGGCAAUGAAAAUGCCAAGCAGAAUCCUGAAGAAAGAAUGUGCAGGAAUAUUAGAAGGCAUGAAGCAAUGGACGGAGGCCGCCACGUUGUAUGAACAAGGAGGAUAUUACGACAAGGCAGCCUCAGUGUACAUCAGGGGAAAGAACUGGUCUAAGGUUGGAGACCUAUUGUCCCACAUCACAUCUCCCAAAAUCCAUAUCCAGUACGCUAAGGCGAAAGAGGCGGACGGUCGAUACAAGGAGGCUGCUGAGGCCUUUCGCAAUGCCAAGGACUGGGACAGUGUCAUCCGGAUCAACCUGGAUUUUCUUCAGAAUCCAGAGGAGGCAGUGAAGAUAGUUCGAGAUACUCACUCCAUAGAGGGCGCUAAAAUGGUGGCUAAAUUUUUCCAGAAACUCAAUGAUUACUCAUCAGCGAUCCAGUUCCUCGUCAUCUCCAAGUGUAACGACGAGGCCUUUCAACUGGCUCAAGCCCACAACCAGAUGGAAACCUACGCUGAUAUCAUAGGACCUGACGCCACUCCGGAGGAUUAUCAGAGCAUUGCUUUGUACUUUGAGAAUGAGAAGAACCAUUUCAUGGCCGGCAAAUUCUUCUUACUCAGCGGCCAGUACAGCAGGGCUCUGAAGCAUUUUGUGAAGUGUAGUGGUGAGAAUGGGCAGGCCAUCGAGUUAGCCAUCGAGACGGUGGGCCGAGCAAACGACGAGUCUCUGACACGCAUGCUAAUCGAUUUCCUGAUGGGGGAGACAGACAAUGUUCCCAAGGAUGCCAAGUAUUUAUUCCGUCUGUAUAUGGCUCUGAAGCAGUACAGGGAGGCAGGCAGAACAGCCAUCAUUAUUGCGAGGGAGGAGCAGAAUGCAGGAAACUACAGAAAUGCCCACGAUGUCCUGUUCAGUAUGUUUAAGGAGCUGAUGCAGCAGAAAAUCAAGAUACCCUCAGAGAUGUCCACCAACCUGAUGAUUCUUCACAGUUACAUCCUGGUCAAGAUCCACGUGAAAAGAGGAGAUCACAUAAAGGGCGCCAGAAUGUUGAUAAGAGUGGCCAACAACAUCAGUAAAUUUCCCUCACACAUUGUUCCUAUCCUGACCUCCACUGUCAUUGAAUGUCACCGAGCAGGAUUAAAGAAUUCCUCCUUUAGCUACGCGGCCAUGUUAAUGAGACCAGAAUAUCGUAACAACAUUGACCUGAAGUACAAGAAAAAGAUUGAGAUGAUUGUACGUAAGCCGGACAAAACGGAGGAAGAGGAACCACUGACCCCAUGCCCCUACUGCAGCUUCCAGCUCCCAGAAACUGACCUGACAUGUCCAGAGUGCAAGAACAGUCUGCCCUACUGUAUCAUUACGGGACGCCAUGUGGUGAAGGAUGAUAUGACAGCCUGUCCAAAAUGUGACUUCCCAGCCAUUUUCUCCGAGUUCAUCAAGUUGCUAGAGACUGAGGAAAGUUGUCCUAUGUGUUCCGAGAAAAUCAUCAAGGAGAAUAUACAGAAAGUGUCGGACGUCGAAAAGUACCUCCACCCAGAGGAAGGCACCGUGGAGUGACAGGUCCAUAGAGGGGAAAAUAGCUCCCCACCCACCCCCUCCAAAGUGUAAUGAAGAUUAAAGAGGACUUUUUUUGUCUGGUUGUGAGGAGUUACAUAUCCAGUGCCUCUCUGAUACAGUGUUUCUAAUAUUUCUAAAGACAAUUCCGUCCAUUGUGUCUUCGCUACUCAAAGCUUCUGAACUUUGCUUAGAUCUGAAUAAAUGUUUCUGAACACAU